Lodderomyces orthopsilosis Co 90-125 is the source of this 234-nucleotide messenger RNA. RefSeq names its product NEDD8 family protein (gene RUB1). The record is from RefSeq and is a predicted model, not a curated record. Gene Ontology annotation, molecular function: protein tag activity; ubiquitin protein ligase binding. The transcript has a single exon. Gene Ontology annotation, cellular component: cytoplasm; nucleus. Lineage: Eukaryota; Fungi; Ascomycota; Pichiomycetes; Serinales; Debaryomycetaceae. The coding region runs from base 1 to 234 and encodes 77 amino acids. Gene Ontology annotation, biological process: regulation of proteolysis; protein neddylation; modification-dependent protein catabolic process.
AUGCAAGUGAAAGUGAAAACAUUAACGGGCAGGGAUAUCCCAGUUGAUAUUGAACCUCAAGAUAAAAUAAUAAGAAUCAAAGAAAUGAUGGAAGAAAAAGAAGGUAUUUCUCCAGCACAACAACGAUUAAUCUUUAAUGGAUCACAAUUAGAUGACGAUAAAACUGUUCAAGAGUCUGGUGUGCAGUCAGGUGCUUCUUUGCAUUUGGUAUUGACAUUGAGAGGCGGUGCUUAG